This is a messenger RNA of Helobdella robusta, 363 nucleotides long. RefSeq lists its product as hypothetical. Bases 1 to 363 code for a protein of 120 amino acids. The record is from RefSeq and is a predicted model, not a curated record. Lineage: Eukaryota; Metazoa; Annelida; Clitellata; Rhynchobdellida; Glossiphoniidae. The transcript is spliced from 2 exons. Gene Ontology annotation, cellular component: nucleosome. Gene Ontology annotation, molecular function: protein heterodimerization activity; DNA binding; structural constituent of chromatin.
AUGCCUGCCAGCAAGGGAGCUAAGAAGGCCGCCAGCAAGGCGAAAGCUGCUCGCAGCACGGACAAGAAGCACAAGAGAAGGCGAAAGGAAAGCUACUUUAUAUACAUAUACAAAGUGCUGAAGCAGGUUCACCCGGACACGGGCAUCAGCGGCAAAGCCAUGUCAAUAAUGAAUUCGUUCGUCAAUGACAUCUUUGAACGAAUCGCAGCCGAAGCUUCUCGCCUCGCCCACUACAACAAGAGAUCCACAAUCACCAGCAGAGAAAUCCAGACGGCCGUCAGGCUUCUGUUACCCGGCGAGUUGGCCAAGCACGCCGUCAGCGAAGGCACCAAGGCCGUCACCAAGUACACCAGCUCAAAGUAA